AUGGUCUGGCUGCUCGAGUGCGACUUUGCCAACACCGAGGCACCGCCAACGCGCCGCCUGCUGCGCCCCAGCAAGUCGUACGCCUUCGGACGCAAGCCGCCGGCCGACAUCAUCAUCGCCAGCAAGCAGGUCUCGCAGGAUGCCGGGCGCAUCAGCGUCGCCGCCUUCAGCGCCGAUUGCGUCGCCGACGCCGCCGCACGCCCGGCCGUGACGCUGCACGCGGGGCGCAAGGGCAUGCGCGUCAUCCUGCCCGCCGACGAGCCGGCGUACCGCGCCAACCUCGCCGGCUUCGUCGGCGCCGUCGUCGAGCCGGACACGGAGCGCCGCGUCGACGACCAGUCGCUCGUCGUCGUCGCCAAGAGCGUGCCGACGCCGCGCCUGGUGUGGCAGAACUUCACCUUCUGCGUGCACCGCGAGACGGCAAAGGAGAUGGAGCCGCGCGUUGCCGCUGCCGCAGUCAUGGGCGCUCACAUCGUCGUCAGCAAGACGUUUGCCGCGGCCGACUACUACGUGACGAACAAGGCGAGCCUCACGACGCGCCUCAUGCUGGCGCUCACGAAUGGCGUGCCCAUCGUCUCGAUGGCGUACCUCGACGAGGUGCUGCGCCUCGGGGCCCUCGCCGAUGGCGCCGAGAGCUCGCUCGAGACGAGCUUCGAUAUGCCCGACCCCGACAUGUACAAGCCCGAGCCGCUGAACAUCGAGCAGGCCGCAGAGGGCGAGUUUGACACCCACGCCUUUCUCGAUAUGCUCAGCGUCGACGUGCGCCGCCGCACUCUUCUCGUCGGCACCACAGCGCUCUUUAUCCGCACUGGCACGGAAGAGGCGAGCGCACAGAUGAUGCUGGCUGAGCUAGCUGGUGCGAAGAACGAGUCGAUUGAGUCGAGCAGCAGCUACCUCGAGAGCGACAGCAACCUGCGCCGCAUCCUGCAGCAGCACAAGACGAAGGCUGCGGCUCGCCUGGCUGCGCUGCCUGAUGCUGCUGAGGUUUCCAAGCGCGCACCUGAGGGCGGCCUCGUCAUUCUCGUCGAGGCUGCCAUCCGCUGCGGAGAGGAAGAGUGGUACAGGCGCCUGGCGCGCAUCGCCUCGGAGCUCGGCAUCAGCAUGCCCGACCCUGGCGCCACGAAUAUCUCGCAGGCGAUUCUCCAUGUCGACGUCCGCACGUUCCUCGGCUCAGCGCCAUCGUCCGAGAGCGCGCCGAGCCUGCGGGACCAGCCAACGCAAGACUACACAACGCAGCCGCCUGCCGAGUCUCUGCGCUCGGGCGGCUCGCAGACGACCCAGGAGCCUGUGACGCAGGCCCCUGAGUCGAUGGCUCCUCCCACGCCGCCGCUGCCCGCGCCAAGUGCAGGCGCCGCUGAUGCGCCGAUGUCUGCGCCCGCGGCUCCAGUGAAGAGGCAGCUGAAGCGUCGCGCCGACACUGGGAGCGUGGCCAAUCCGCUGGAUGCGCUCUUUGCGAUGGAUGACGACCCGUCGUCACGACCAGCGCCAGUGCAGUCACUGCUGUCGUCGGAGCAGAGCGCGCCUCGCUCUGCUCCACGCCUCAAGCGCCGCGCCGGUGCUCGACCCUCAGACGCGUGGAACGCCGCCUUUGGCGGAGGGCCCAGCGCAGAGGACAUGCUCGCAGAGAGCAGUGGAAGCGGUGCGGCAAACGCCGGCUUCUCGGCGUCGGCAUCGCUGGGCGCCUCGCUCGACUCCACGGGGCAGCUCAAGAGCAAGCGCUUCCGUGCGCAGCUCGAUCAAGAAGACGCACGCGCGCGGGCGGAGGCCUCAGGUGUCCCCUACGUUGAGCCUGCGCCUCCGCCAACAGCCACGCAAGGGGCGGACGCAGGUCGUGCGGACGUAGCGAUGGAUGACGCACCGGCGCCGUUCGAGAAGGAGAAGCGCAGCAAGCGGCCUGCGCCUGCAAGUCCGAGCGAUGAGUCGCCUCAACGUCCGCGCGCCAAGCGCGUCGAGGGCGAGGCCGAACGUGCCCGCGUGGGCACUGGCGCCGACGAGGAGCCUGAGCGCAACGGCGUGCGCCGCGAGCGGCCUGGCCAGGCGGGCAUCGCCCCAGGCGAGAAGGCACAGCGCGAUGAGGGCUUCCUGAUGGCGCUCAAGAGCCGCAGCAAGGGCCGUGCCAAGCUCGACCGCUUCGACGAGGAGUUCAACCGCCUGCGCAUCGCGCGUCCGCCGAACGCCGGCGGCUGCCUCGCCGAUCCGCUGAUCGUCAACCCGGCUGAUGUGGACGACCUGGCGUACGAGGCGUUCAAGGCCGCGCCGCCCGAGCAGCUCGAGGAGCUCUUCCGCAUCUCGGCCGCGGGCAACUUCGUCGAGGUCGACUUUGUGCCGCUCGUGCGUCAGCGGCCGGCGGCAGCCGUCGUCGUGCGUGAUGCGAGCGUGCCAAACUUCAAGAAGUUCAAGUCGACGAACCGCACCAAGCGCACUCCGAUCGCGCUGAGCCUGCCAGACGAGAAUGACUAUGUGUCUGGAACGCGUCGCGCCGGGCCCUCCGUGCCGUCUGCGAGCGUUCGACCUUCUCAGAUCGACGAGCUCGACCAAGACGACGGCGACGUGCUGGCCGGCCUGCACGCGCCGGCGGCGCCCGCCCGCGGCAAGAAGAAGAAGAGCAUCUUCGCCAGCGUCUCGGACAGCGAGAGCGACGGCGCCGGCGAGGGCGACGAGGCGCCGCUGGGCGGCAGGCGCGUCGGUCGCAGAGCGACGGGACGCGACAGCGGCGGCAGGAGCCGCGCUGUAGUGCGUGACGAGGAGGAGAGCGAGCCGGAGGCGGACGAGCAGCGCAGCCCCGAGCCCGACCUGCGCCUCGACGUCGACUACGCCCCGAUGGACCUCAGCGCCGACAUGGGCCCGCCGCGCACGGCGACGCGCCAGCGCAAGGGCACCGCCGUUCCGAGCAGCAGCCGCCAGCGCACACGCGAGUCGCCGGCCGCGGCGCCCGGCCGCUCGGACUCGCAGGUGGACCAGCUCAUCAUCGACGACGACGAGGACGGCGAGGUGUUCAGCGGCUUCAAGCGCAAGAAGGCGCCGAGCGCAUCUGCAGGCGGCAGCAAGCGCACUCGCCGCUGA
Tilletiopsis washingtonensis is the source of this 3063-nucleotide messenger RNA. RefSeq lists its product as hypothetical. Gene Ontology annotation, cellular component: Mre11 complex. Gene Ontology annotation, biological process: double-strand break repair via homologous recombination; mitotic G2 DNA damage checkpoint signaling. The record is from RefSeq and is a predicted model, not a curated record. Lineage: Eukaryota; Fungi; Basidiomycota; Exobasidiomycetes; Entylomatales. Gene Ontology annotation, molecular function: damaged DNA binding. Bases 1 to 3063 code for a protein of 1020 amino acids. The transcript has 9 exons.